AUGAUAAAGCUGCCUAAAAUAAAGGAGCUGCGAGAGCACGCCCACCCUCCAGCCGGCGGCGGGGGCGGAGAAGGGAACCGGGAGGAAGGGCGCGGCCCCCUCCGCCGGCUGCCGGCGACCGCGCGACCCGCCAGCCGCCUGCGGCCCCAGCUGGCCCCAGCUGAUUCGGGCGGCGGCGCGGGGUCCCGGCCGGCCCGCCGCAGCCCGGGACACCCGACGGCCGCCCAACAGUCCCACCCCGCCCUCCACCAGCCCGGCGGGGCCACACGCUCGUUCCUGGGGCCAGCCAGCGAGCUGCAGGGCAGGGUGGCCGGCAGUCACCCGGGGGGGCAGACACAAAGCCAACGAGGCCCCCCGCCCGUGCCUAGUGCCGGGCAGCCGGGACAGCGGCCCUUUUUAAAGACGACCCCCGCCCGUUGCCCAGCAGAGCUCGGACUUCACUUCGACGCCGGGGGCGCGGCGAGGCUGCAGAAGAGCAGGCCUCCCGACGACCGCGGCGGCGCGGAACCCCGGCGCGCCCCCGACACUGCGGCGGGGACGCGGCCCGUGGGGGCGGGGCAGCCGGGGCGGGGGAGGUUGCCGGCCAAACUGCCCGCGGAAGGGCCUCCCAGGCUGCGCCGCGAAUACUGGCCGGGCGAGAGACUGCGGCAGGAGGGCGCGGGCGCCGAGCGGAGGGGUCGCGACUGUUGCGGGCGCGCCGGCCGCCCCGGCUGCGCGGCGGGGGCGGGCCGACGGCGGCCGCCGCGCCUGGGCCUCACAAAGAGGAAACAGCCCAGCCCGUCUACCCGCAGCCCCGGCGCCGGGACCCGCCCAGAGGGGUCGAAGGCGGCCGCGCUGGGACCCCAGGGGGAGCGCGGCGAGAAAGAGGCACUUCCUGCCAGGGUCCCCCGCCCCGGGCCGAUUCCCGAGUGCUUCGAAGCCGUCGACCUGGAGGGCUCCUCAGCCUCCACCGGGCUCCGAGCCCGGCCCCCGCCAACCGCACUCACCCCGAGCGGCUGUGAGAUCCGCGGCCGCCGGCGGUUCUUCGCUCCUCAACUGGGAUGAAGCCCCUCGGCCACCCGAGUCUCCAGGUUUAGUCAGGCCCUGGCCUUGGCCCCGCCUCUCCCUGGUUGGGCCUCAGCGUCAAUCACUCGGCGUAGCUCCGCCCCUCGAACAGUGGGCUCUCCCAGUUGGCCCAGAAUGCCCUUCAUUUCUAGGCCCCGCCCUCAUUCCCGGCACCCUGCCCCUUCCGCUGGGCCCCGCCCCUUUUCUGGUUCACCCUCCCCCACUCCCUCACCCCUCCGCGGCGCUGCCCACCCCUCCCAGAAGCCGCAGAUCCUGAGCCAGCUCCCGCAGCUCGCCCCGCCCCUGACUCUACUUCUCGUACUCGUGCAGCCAAUCAAAGAGGCUAACUCUGCCCCUUCUCGGGAAGAGGCCAAUGUGAAGAGACUUAGGAUCCACCUCCUUCCCAGCUGAGAGCACACAACACAGCAUCCACGUGAGUCAGCUUCUUAAAGGAGAAGGCUCAGCUUUCUAAUUGCGGCAGCUGUAGGACCUCGCGCGUCAUUGGCGUCACCAGGUGGUAGCUAAGGCCUAGCUUUUUGAGGCCCAGUAAUGACAAAUGAAAACAACAGGCUGUUUUUCUAGGCAAAGGAGGUACCUAGAUAGUUAAAACGUACCGUGUAAUUAAUUUCCUUGAGACUGCUUACUCUAGUCACUCCUUAUAGAGCGCCACCAUUUACUUACAAACCCCGAACCCUUUGAAUCCCAGCAUAUAGGAAAUCCUGAAGAACAUCUAUGGAAAACGGCAUUUUUCAAGUGUGCUCGACUUAAUUUACAACUCUCUGAGUUUUCUCUUGGUAGUGGAAGUGAUUUUCAAGAAGAUGAGAAAAUUCAGAAUCUUUUACAUGGAGAUUGUCUGCCUAUGAAAGUCUGAGGUUUGUUGAAAAGGGUAGCUCUUCCCAUAACCAUCAUGAACACUUGAGAUAGAAGGCUUUGCAUCUCAUUUCAUUAGCAUUUCCCAGCAUCACCUUCAUUCCUCCCCCCCACCCCAAUCCUGUUGCCCAGAAUGUGGAUGCCGCCUGGACCACAGGACCAGGACUUUGCCCUAAGGAUGGAGGAGCAGAUGGCUGGAAGGAAUGUGGACCCCAAACACUGCAUAGAGUAGAGCUGCCAUAUGAGCCUGGGACUGCAUGAUUUGGGUUUUGUUUUGUUUUGUUUUGGUGAGGGGAGGGGAGGGACACUGCAUGUUUUUUACUUUAACCUGAAUUUAUGAGAACUUUGGGUAAUUUAAACAGACCAGCUCCUUUAGGCAGAAACAUAUAUGUAAGUCCAGUCACAACUUGGUAGUUAAAAUAUCAAUGUUAAUUAAAAUAUUAAUAACUUUCUCUUGAGUUGCA
Molecule: messenger RNA, 2378 nt
Organism: Leopardus geoffroyi (Geoffroy's cat)
Lineage: Eukaryota; Metazoa; Chordata; Mammalia; Carnivora; Felidae
Product: translation initiation factor IF-2-like
Exons: 4
Coding region: 1-1044 (347 amino acids)
Source: RefSeq, a predicted model, not a curated record